AUGUGUCACCUUUCGAGAUCUUUCAGUCUGUCCUUGUUGAGGGGUAAUCCUGGUCUGUUCGAGUACACUAAAGGGCGCUUUUUAGCUCCACCGCGCCGAACGCCGUAUCUAAUUCGACUAAGAGCGGCGUGCCGUUCUGUCGACCGCCGCCUUAAUGGCGUGGCUUCGAUCACGAAACCUGCCGAGGGGGGCUUUAACCGUGUCUUGCAAGCCACCUCGAAUGAUGGAUAUGCAGUUAUUACAAGGCUUCCUUACAAGACGACUGUUCUAAAAUAUUAUGCAGUGGCUAGUGAAGCUACAACACUCGCACUUCUGCAUGCUCAUGGGGUCCUAGUCCCUAAAGUCCUUGUGUAUUCCCCAGAUCAAAUAAACGCCGUUAGAACCGAACAUGUCCUUCUUAAAUGA
Molecule: messenger RNA, 405 nt
Organism: Penicillium robsamsonii
Lineage: Eukaryota; Fungi; Ascomycota; Eurotiomycetes; Eurotiales; Aspergillaceae
Exons: 3
Coding region: 1-405 (134 amino acids)
Cellular component (GO): mitochondrion
Source: RefSeq, a predicted model, not a curated record